Monopterus albus (swamp eel) is the source of this 4671-nucleotide messenger RNA. It is a transcript of the gene gpr155b, whose product is annotated as G protein-coupled receptor 155b. The record is from RefSeq and is a predicted model, not a curated record. Gene Ontology annotation, biological process: negative regulation of BMP signaling pathway; intracellular signal transduction; transmembrane transport. The transcript has 20 exons. Gene Ontology annotation, cellular component: membrane. NCBI's taxonomy places the organism in Eukaryota, Metazoa, Chordata, Actinopteri, Synbranchiformes, Synbranchidae. Bases 239 to 3082 code for a protein of 947 amino acids.
UGUUACGUUUUCAUCCAAUCACUGUUGGAGUGGAAAGCGUAUCUCGACGGAGAUUGGUUAAAUCAUAUGUCAGUCAUUACUCAGACCUGUCAGAUUCAGGAGCGGAGCUUCUCAGGGCUCACAGAUGGGCCUGUUGUGUAUCAAUGUAGAUGAGGCUCGAGCAGAUAUGAUCUUCUAAGCAACAAAGAUAUUUCGCACACAUCACCUGAACCCCAGGACCCCCCAUCCCAUCAUCACCAUGGAGACCACCAAAAACUAUGUGCUGAUCCAUGGGAAGAACAUAUCCCAUAAUAUCCCAGCUGGUUCUGCUGCGGGGCCUCACAUGUCCAUUGACAAGCUGUUCCCGGCUCUCCUUGAGUGCUUUGGCAUUAUAUUGUGUGGGUACAUAGCUGGCAGGACAGAUAUCAUCACAGAGAGUCAAGCCAAGGGUUUGAGGAACUUUGUGUCCAAGUUUGCUCUCCCUGCUCUUCUGUUUAAAAACAUGGUGCUGUUAGACUUUGGAAAUGUCAUCUGGGCGUUUCUCUGGAGUGUCCUGGUUGCUAAGGUGACAGUGUUUGUGCUGGUAUGUGUCCUGACAUUGGUGGUAGCCAGUCCAGACAGUAGAUACAGCAAGGCUGGUCUGUAUGCUAUCUUCGCUACACAGAGCAAUGACUUUGCUUUGGGAUACCCCAUAGUUGAUGCUUUGUAUCAGAGUACAUACCCAGAAUACCUCCAGUACAUCUACCUAGUUGCCCCGAUCUCACUCAUGCUCCUCAAUCCCAUUGGCUUUGCUCUUUGUGAGGUGCAGAGGUGGAGGCAGGCCAGCCAUCAACAGCACAGCACUCUGGGCAUUUUGGGAGUUGUAGUCUUAAAGGUACUGAAGAACCCAAUAGUGUUCAUGGUGAUCGUGGGAAUCAUCUCCCACUUUGCCUUGGCUCAGCGGAUCCCUGCUGUGUUGUCAGAGUUCAUAGAUGGUCUGGCUGACUCAUUUGGAGGAGCUGCCUUAUUUUACCUUGGCCUCACCAUGGUUGGCCAGCUUAAAAAACUAAACAGAAACACCGGAGUGGCCUUGAUACUCCUGAUCACAGCUAAACUGCUGGUGAUGCCAUUGGUCUGUAAAGACAUGGUGGAUAUUCUGAAUGCAGAAGUCAACAGCACGAGUGCCAACCACUCCAGUUUGUCCAACUUUGCUUUCCUAUAUGGAGUCUUCCCAACUGCACCUAGUGUGGCCAUCUACGCUGGACACUAUAACAUGGAGUUGGAGGUGGUAACAUCAGGGAUGGUAAUCAGCACGUUUCUGUCUGCACCAAUCAUGUACGUGUCAGCCUGGUUAUUGACAAUCCCUCUGAUGGACCCAGCCCCGCUGGUGACAGAGCUUGAAAACAUUAGCUUCAACAUUAGCAUUGUCAGCCUCGUAGCACUGGUGUGGACCAUAACGGUGAUGUUGCUCAGCAAGAAAUUUAACAAACUUCCUCACUUCUUUGCCUUAAACCUUUUCCUGGCUCAGUUCCUAGUGUGUGUCAGUAUGAUCCUGUGGAACUUCUUGGUGAAACAAGAGGAUAAUCUUCUUGGCAAAAUUUUCACCUUCACUGUGCUCUAUGGGUCUCUGUACAGUACCUACGUUUGGACAGGUUUAAUCCCUCUUUGUCUGGCUCUGACUAUCAGAGACGAUCUGCUGAGACUCCGCCCAGGAGUAUUCGUGGUUUUGGGCUGGGGGGUUCCUUUCUUGAUGGUUGGAGGUCUUCUUAUAUCAGGAGAGAGGACUGAUACAAUAGAUUCUGCCUUUUUCUAUGGCAGAGCUCAGAUAAUCAGUACAGCAGUGGUGGUCGCAGUCAGCCUGGUGCUGGGUGCGGUAUCUCUGAUAGGUCUCAGCCAGGGCAAUGCUGAGCAGAGAGGCUACCAGGCUUUGAGCAGAACUGCUGUCACAAUCAUCAAUGAUGAGCUGAGGACCCCUGGUGGCUUGGAGGACCCUCAACAACAACAACAGGCACAGAUGGCAAAUUCGCCUGCCUGCAGAAUCAACUCGGAUCUCCACAGUUUCCCUCCAGUCCAGACCAUGCCUGACACCACAACCAGCACACAGAGGGAGCAGACAAAUACAGGCCACAGUGGGGCGCUGUGCGAUGUGCAGCAGCAGAGUUCUUCCUCCUCAGAGCAGCCUCUAAAUCUGCCUCCGCCUGGGCUUCAAACCAGCGAUGAUAACCAGACAGUCAGACACGUUGUGCUGUGUCUGCUGCUGAUUGUCUUCUUGUUAGCGAAUCUGUCCAGCUGUCUGUGGUGGCUGUGCAACAGAGAUCCAGGAAGACUUUACCUUGAACUACAGUUCUUCUGUGCCAUAGCAAAUUAUGGACAGGGUUUCCUGUCCUUUGGGAUCUUUGGCCUGGACAGACACCUCAUCAUCCUGCCUUUUAAAAAGAGGUUGCUUGGCCUGUGGCAGAGCAGGGACAGCGAGGAUUCGAGUCCGCCUGGUGUACCAGAGGAGGUCAGGCUCACCUGUACCCAGUUUGUGCGCUACCACAAAGACCAGUGUGUACAAGACAUUGUACACACACGCAGGUUUGGUGGAGGAGGACUGGAGGAGGAGAAUGGAGUUUUGAGACAUUCCCAUCAGCCCCAGUACCUACACCCACAUCAGGAACUUCAGGAGCCACAGAAUCUGCCCCAGAAUCACCAACCUCACGAUCCAGCAGAGUCCUCUGCCCAGUGUUUGCUUCCACCCCAGCUGGAACCUGAGGAUGAACACAAAGCACAUAUUUCCACCUCUGAUGCUCCAGAGGGGCAGCUUUCCCAGCUCCAGGCUAGUCAAGCUCUUGACAGUGAUCUUCCAUCAAAUCCAUCACCUCUCCAUCAACAUCCCCAGUCCAAUCUUGAAAGCGUGUUUCAGGGCAGUGACCUGGUGGACUGGUUAGUUGAGCGAGGCCUGUGUGCUGGACGGGCCGAGGGCCAACUCUAUGGCAUUCGUCUCCAGCACGGAGGAGUGUUGCAUCACGUGACAGGUCAGUACAGCUUCAGGGAUGUACCCACUCUGCUGUACCGCUUUACACAGAAGAGGGACUGUCCCGAACAUGAAGGAAUAACAAAGGAAGUGGAGGGAGGAAGGUGAGAAGAAAAGGAGAGGGAGUAGGAGGAAGGAAGCCACAGCUACUGUGGCUGUGUGUCAGAAGUGCCUUAUGGUGCAGUUUUACCACUAGAUACUAGCUCUGGCAACUGAGAGACUUAGUUUGAAGCCCCUUUAUAAAUUAACAGGUGAUGUUAGAUAUAACACACACAACAAUGCAAGAACAUCAGACAAUGAGACAAAGGGAUAGCUGGGGUUGUAGAGACAGACUAAGAGGAUAUGAAGAGAAAAGGCAUUUCCAGCUCUGGAACAAAACUUAAUUCCUUUUUUCCUUCUUCACCUCUCUGAACUGAGCUGGCUUUGAUUAAAACUUUGUGAUUUUAGGCACCUUGAGAGGUAAACUGGAUCGAAUUGGUGACCAGUGAAGUGAAUUUUUAUUUUUGGUCUAGAUUUCUGUGAGCCAGUGAACUCCUUAAUGAGGGUUCACAUUUUCAGUGUAUGAAGGACAAAUAAGCUUUUUCUAAGGGCAAGUUGGCAUUCAGCAGCCUGUCCCCACUUAUUGUUCUAUUUAUGGGACAAUAAAUAGUAGAUCAGAGCUGAUGAUACUCUAUUCUUGGCCAUUGAGCUGCAGGGCUGCUUAUUGAAAACCAGUUACGUUCUUGCCUGUUGUUUUCGUUACAUGACAUGAAAUCAGCCGGUUGCUUCAGAAUUUCACUUUUGCAUGCUGUGUCUUUCAGCCACUGGUCUACGUUGACUACUUGCAUGACUCAGAGCAGCAGAGACUUCUCUGAACCUUUUGCACUGACUGAAUUAUAACAUUUCUCAUGUUUGUUAAUUUUUUUAAUUAUGCAACUCGAUGGCUCUUUGUGCUGUAAUGCUGCAGGAGUUGGUUACGUUUUGUGCAAUUGUUGCUAUUGUCUAUUUGGAACUGUCUGUGGUCACAUUACAAUGGAUUUAUUCAGCCAGGGUGGAAAAUUAACAGAUGCUUUUUCUGCUAUGUAAAUCCAACACUAGCUUGAGCUGAAUUGAGCCCAGACCAAGCCUGGCACGAGUUUCUUAAAACCUUAAGGAGACAAGUGUGUAGUUACUUUACAAGAGCGCUUUAUAUGCGACACUCUUUGAAUUUGUCUUUCUUGACACGUUGAAAAGACAAAAUCCUGAACUGACAUAACUUAUAUAGCCUAAUUCUUUGGUCUAGCUGACUGUAUACUGUACCCAGAAGCACUAUUUAACUGUUUACAAAUGAUGUACAGUAGCUGCCACUGAGCGAUGGGCAGCCUCAGCUCCAUUUGCCUGUUAAGUUGCUACUAUGAUGUUACUAUGAAGUUUACAAUGAUUUGGCAGGUUUGCAGAAGACAAAGACAGAUUUUUAUGAGGUGCGACAGUAUGUUGUUGCUAGCCAGGAUCUGUGUGACAGGGUGUUUUACUCCAAGUGUGUUGCUAUGAGUCAAUGAGGGCCAGUGACUGUGUGACCCCGAGAAAGACACAAACAAACUGGUUAGCAUCCAAACUGUCAAAUUUCACUUUGUCACUACACAAUUACUUAUUCUGUUUGUAAAUUCAAAGCCAACAUUUAUUACACUUUAAUACAGUCAACCUGUAUUACACAUGUUGGAUUAAAAAAAAAGAUUGUC